Molecule: messenger RNA, 1621 nt
Organism: Cuscuta campestris
Lineage: Eukaryota; Viridiplantae; Streptophyta; Magnoliopsida; Solanales; Convolvulaceae
Source: the annotation of a GenBank genome assembly
UUCUCCUCCUCCCCUUCCUUCUUAAUUUGCUUCUUCAUCUACCAUCAUUAACACCUUCUGCCACCACCAUUCCCACCAAUGGGGGCUCAUUUAUUGCCCCUUCUAUUCUCUAUCCUCGCCGCCGCCGCCGCCGCCGGCAAAUCUGCCCAUCUCAAGCUCCCCUUGCUCCGCACUCACCCCUUCCCUCCCACCCCUUCUCAGGUCCUCUCCUCCGACGCCUCCCGCCUCUGUUCUUUCAACCGCCGCCGCGCACGGCUGCCCGUCACCUCCGGCGCGUCUUCCGGCUCCGGGCAGUACUUCGUCGAGCUCCACCUCGGCACGCCGCCGCAGCGGCUCUCCCUCGUGGCUGACACCGGCAGCGACCUCGUCUGGGCCGCUUGCUCCGCUUGCCGGAACUGCUCCACGCGCCUCCCGCACUCCGCAUUCUUCCCCCGCCACUCCGCCUCUUUCUCGGCGUUCCACUGCUUCCACCCUAGGUGCGGGCUCCUGACCCACCCCACGCGCGCCCGUUGCAACCGCACGCGCCUCCACAGCCCUUGCCGGUACGAGUAUUCCUACUCCGACGGGUCAUUGACCGGCGGGUUCUUCGCCACGGAGACGGCGUCGUUCAACGACAGCUCCGGCAAGGCCGUCCGGUUCAAGAAAGUUGAGUUCGGUUGCAGUUUCCGAUCUUCCGGGCCCAGCAUAACCGGCCCAAGUUUCAGCGGGGCUCAGGGAGUGCUCGGGCUGGGCCGCGGCCCGAUUUCUCUUUCCACCCAAUUGGGUCGCCAAUUGGGGAACAAGUUUUCUUACUGUUUAAUGGACUAUACUCUGGCGCCGACUCCGAGGAGCUAUUUGGUGAUCGGCGACGGGGGAGACGGCGCCGUGAAGAGCUUCACGCCGUUAAUUAACAACUCAUUCUCGUCUACCUUUUACUACAUCGGGAUCGAGAGCGUAACCGUAGAAGAAGUGAAAUUACCGAUCAGUCCUUCGGUAUGGACCAUUGACGAGCUCGGAAACGGCGGAACGAUCGUCGAUUCAGGGACGACGUUGACAUUUCUGGCCAAGCCGGCGUACGACGGAAUAUUGACGGAGUUCAAGCGGAGGAUCGACCUGCCGGAGCCGGCGAAUCUGACUUCCGGGUUCGAUUUGUGUAUAAACGUGUCGGGCGUGUCGAAGCCGAGGCUACCCAGUCUGAGUUUCCGAUUCGACGGCGGAGCCGUCUUCGCCCCGCCCGCCGGGAACUACUUCCUGGACACGGCGCCGGACGUCAAGUGCCUCGCAUUGCAGCCGGUCGCCUCUCCGUCGGGGCUAUCCGUCAUCGGAAACCUAAUGCAGCAAGGGUUUGUGUUCGAGUUCGACACGGAUCGCUCCCGACUCGGGUUUUCGCGGGCCGGUUGUUCCGUUCCUUGACUCGGUGAGUCGUGCUUCGCCCAUCCCACUCGGACUUUUUUUUCUUUUUAAAUAUUUUUUGGAGUACCAUUUUAUUUUAUUUUUUCCUUUAAAUUCUUAAGAAGAGGUAAACACUAAACACGCAGCCAGGGGCAAAAGUGGGCACUUGGUAAACUUAAUUAAUGUGUAAUAUUCUCCCUGUUUCAUAAGAUAAAUUAAAUUAUAUUUGUAAUAAUAUUAAGGAAAUAUU